AUGCAAAUCGGAAGGUAUAAGUAGGGCGGCGCGGGGCGGGGCGGGGAGCGGACCGGAGCCGCCGGAGGGGAGCGGAGCGGGCCGGAGCAGCGCGGGUCCGCCGGGCGCGCCAUGGCGCCCUCCUUCCGGCCCGGCAAGGGCCGCCCGCCGCGGGGGGACGAGGACUGCCCGGAGGCCAGGGCCGACAGGAAGACGAGGAAGCCGCUGGUGGAGAAGAAGCGCCGGGCGCGGAUCAACGAGAGCCUGCAGGAGCUGCGGCUGCUGCUGGCCGACAGCGAGUUUCAGGCGAAGCUGGAGAACGCGGAGGUGCUGGAGCUGACGGUGCGGCGGGUGCAGGCCGUGCUGGAGCGCCGCUCCCUCGGUGAGUGCCGGCGGGGCGGCGGCGGGGGCCCGGCCCGGGCCGCGCCUCACCCCGCUCCCCUCUCUGUCUCCCGCGGCGCAGAGGGCGGGCGGCUGCAGCGCGAGGCCAGCGAGCGCUUCGCCGCCGGCUACAUCCAGUGCAUGCACGAGGUGCACACCUUCGUCUCCAGCUGCCCCGGCAUCGACGCCACCACGGCCGCCGAGCUGCUCAACCACCUGCUGGAGUCCAUGCCCCUCAACGAGGGCGGCUUCCCGGACUUGAUCGCGGACGUUUUGGCAGAUCCCGCCCUCGGCCCCUGGCCCGGCAGCGAGGCACUGGCCCCAGCAGCCGAGGCCUCCCUGGGCACCCUGGGCCUGGCUCUCCCCGCCUCGGCACCCUCGCCCUCCCCCAGUGAAGAGACCUGCUCCGACUCGGACGAGGCGGAGCCGGGCCAGACCUCCACCGACGGACUGGACGCUUCCCGGACGCGCGGCCUGCCUUCGCCUACCUUACCCAAGUCCAUGUGGAGACCCUGGUAACAGAGGAGCGCGGGCAGGCGUCAACGGAGACCUACCUAGCAGGGAGAGCAGCCGGGCCCCGUGCUCCCCUGCGGCCCUCCGAGCGGCGUGGGGGACCGCCGGCAUGCGUGCGUGCAGCUGGCACGGCUGCGUUUCGGGACUGCAUCAAUGGCACUCUUACGCUGUCAGGCCCUGACAGGCUAAUAGCUAAACGUGUUAACAUUUCAUCCGUGUGUAUGUGCGUGUGUGUGUGCGGCGUUUUGUAACUUUAGGGGUUCUUUUUAUGAGAGGUUGGGGAGGGGAGGGGGGGAGGAGGGAGUUGGCCUGUAGUAGCAAAGCUCUUCGGUGGAUACACAGCAGAUAUUUUAUAACCCUGCCUCUUUCUCUGGGCCCUUAUAAGUGGCCCAAAUAUCGCUACCUUUUUCUCUUAAGAAAAAGCCCUUGUGCAUUUUAAAUCAUGACGGUUAACUCCAUGAGAAGCUCAGAUAAGUGUGCAUGCACAGUUUUAAGUGUUCUAGUUAUAGCAAAGAUCCCUGAAAGGGGUUGGUGUGGUUAGCAUCUGUACGUGGUAGCAGCCUAGAGUCUCGCCUUCAGUGAAGGAAGAGAAAACUAGAAACCUGUUGGAAUUAGAUGGACAUUGAAAAGAUAUUGGUGGCAGGGUGCCUUUUAGAAAUGAGUGUCUUUUAUGCACAUGUUGCUUUUAGCACAUUUGAGUUUAUUGUGACUUUAUGUAUAUUAGGGUGUCAAAUGUUUUUUUAUUUUUAAUCUUUAAUAAAAAAUACUGAAUUCACAACUGCUUGCAUGUAUUGUGGAGUGUGAUGCACUUCUAACUAGUUUACAAAUACAGUUCCCGAUUAUUAACUAUUAACAAAAGUAUGUGUAUGUUGUGGAAACAAUGCUGGUAAUUAAGCACUUAAUUCUUGUACUAAGCAUUGUUAGCUCAAGUAUUGGAAUUCAAAUGUUUCUUUUGUUUAAUAGUAGAAGACACUUAAGUUAUUGCAGUGAGCAAGGUCAUACUGGUGUAGGGUUGAUCUUAGGCCACAGAUUUCUGGGCUAGUUUAUCUGGAUGCCAGUCUCAAAUCUACUCUACUUGAUCUUCCCUCUGAAGGUGUUGCUCAUACAUCUACAGUCCUAACUUCAGAAGUGCUAGGCAAAUCCUGUCCUGGGGCAUGACUUCACAGGGGUUUUGGGGUUUUUUGUUUGUUUGUUUUGGUUGUUUGGAGUGGGGGUUUUUUUGCUCUUGAAUGCAAAGCUGAAGAGAGUGUGCAAUGGAUUUGGAAAGCAUUCUUUAAAAUUAAAAAAAAUAUGUUUCUAGGGGGCUGGGGGGGGACACCCUUAGCAUUCUUGUACAGGAGGUUUGAUGCUUCCCCUGUUCCUACUUUUGGGAGAUGCCAAUUAUGCUGUGAUAAUACCUUUCAGAUAGCUAACAUUGUAAAGAGAAAAACAAAAAGGAAUGUAAAGUUGCUUAAUACCUGGAAGUUCCCAAACAUAGAACAAGCAAGAAAGGAAGCAACCUAACUACCAAGGGACUAGACAUGUAACUUACUUUUGUUAACAACCCUAUGGAAUAAUAAAAAUGGAAA
This is a messenger RNA of Gavia stellata (red-throated loon), 2441 nucleotides long. Its product is annotated as transcription cofactor HES-6-like. Gene Ontology annotation, cellular component: nucleus. The record is from RefSeq and is a predicted model, not a curated record. Gene Ontology annotation, biological process: regulation of neurogenesis; regulation of transcription by RNA polymerase II; anterior/posterior pattern specification. Lineage: Eukaryota; Metazoa; Chordata; Aves; Gaviiformes; Gaviidae. Gene Ontology annotation, molecular function: RNA polymerase II cis-regulatory region sequence-specific DNA binding; protein dimerization activity; DNA-binding transcription factor activity, RNA polymerase II-specific.